CCAGGGUUCAAGUGAUUCUUAUGCCUCACCCUCACAAGUAGCUGAGAUUGCAGGAUUGACUUCUAAACACUCUUGGUCCGUGAGGAAGAAAUCCGGAAGAGGAAGAGGAAAGCAGAGGAGUCAGGGAUGGCUCCUCCUCAGGGUCUAUUGACAUUCAGGGAUGUGGCCAUAGAAUUCUCCCAGGAGGAGUGGAGAUGCCUGGACCCUGCUCAGAGGACUCUAUACAGAGACGUGAUGCUGGAGAAUUAUAGGAACCUGGUCUCCCUGGAUAUCUCUUCCAAAUGCACGAUGAAAGAUUUCUCAUCAACAGCGCAAGGCAAUACAGAAGUGAUCUACACAAGGACAUUGGAAAGACAUCACAUUGGAGAUUUUUGCUUCCAGGAAAUUUAUAAAGAUAUUCAUAACUUUGAGUUUCAGUGGCAAGAAGAUGAAAGAACUGUCCAUGAAGCACCCAUGACAAAAAUCAAAAAGUUGACAGGUAGUACAGACCGAUACGAUCAAAGGCAUGCUGGAAACAAGCCUAUUAAAGAUCAGCUUGGAUCAAGCUUUCAUUUGCAUCUGCCUGAACUGCACAUAUUUCAGACGGAAGAGAAAAUUGAUAAUCAAGUUGAGAAGUCUAUCAACGAUGCUUCCUCAGUUUCAACAGCCCAAAGAAUUUCUCGUAGGCCCCAAACUCAUAUUUCUAAUAACUAUAGGAAUAAUUUCCGGAAUUCUUCGUUACUCACACAGAAACAGGAAGUACACAUGAGGGAAAAAUCUUUCCCAUGUAAUGACAGUGGCAAAGCCUUUAAUUAUAGCUCACUCUUAAGGAAACAUCAGAUAAUCCAUUUAGGAGAGAAACAAUGUAAAUGUGAUGUAUGUGGCAAAGUCUUUAAUAGGAAGCAAUAUCUUGCAUGCCAUCGUAGAUGUCACACUGGUGAGAAACCUUACAAGUGUAAUGAAUGUGGCAAGACUUUCAGUCAGACGUCAUCCCUUACAUGCCAUCGUAGACUUCAUACUGGAGAGAAACCUUACAAAUGUGAAGAAUGUGACACAGCUUUCCGUUUCAAAUCAAACCUUGAAAGACAUAGGAGAAUUCAUACUGGAGAGAAACCGUACAAGUGUAAUGAGUGUGAGAAGACCUUUAGUCGGACGUCAUCCCUCACAUGCCAUCGUAGACUUCAUACUGGAGAGAAACCUUACAAAUGUAAUGAGUGUGGCAAGACCUUUAGUCAGGAGUUAACCCUUACAUGCCAUCGUAGACUUCAUACUGGAGAGAAACCUUACAAAUGUGAAGAAUGUGACAAAACUUACAGUUUCAAAUCAAACCUUGAAAGACAUCGGAAAAUUCAUACUGGAGAGAAACCUUACAAGUGUAAUGAUUGUGGCAAGACCUUCAGUCAUAUGUCAUCCAUUGUAUACCAUCGUAGACUUCAUAGUGGAGGGAAACCUUACAAAUGUGAAGAUUGUGAUGAAGCUUUCACUUUCAAAUCAAACCUUGAAAGACAUAGGAGAAUUCACACCGGAGAGAAACCAUACAAGUGUAAUGAGUGUGGCAAGACCUUCAGUCAGAUGUCAUCCCUUACACGCCAUCAUAGACUUCAUACUGGAGAGAAACCUUACAAGUGUAAUGAAUGUGGCAAGACCUUCAGUCAGGAGUUAUCCCUUACAUGCCAUCGUAGACUUCAUACUGGAGAGAAACCUUACAGGUGUAAAGAGUGUGGCAAAGCCUUUUGUGGGCAGUCAGCACUUAUUUACCAUCAAGCAAUCCAUGGUCUAGGGAAACUUUACAAAUGUAACGAUUGUCACCAAGUCUUCAGUAAGUCUACAACCAUUGCAAAUCAUUGGAGAAUUCAUAAUGAAGAGAGAUCUUACAAGUGUAAUAAAUGUGGCAAAUUUUUCAGACAUCAUUCAUACCUUGCAGUUCAUGGGCGAACUCAUACUAGAGAGAAACCUUACAAAUGUGAAGAAUGUGAUGAAGCUUUCAGAUUCAAAUCAAACCUUGAAAGUCAUAGGAGAAUUCAUACUGGAGAGAAAUCAUACAAGUGUAAUGAAUGUGGCAAGAUUUUUAAUAAAAAAGGAAACCUUACACGUCAUCAUAGACUUCAUACUGGAGAGAAACCUUACAAGUGUAACGAAUGUGGCAAGAAGUUUAGUCGAAAUUCAGCUCUUGUAAUUCAUAAGACAGUUCAUACUGGAGAGAAACGUUACAAGUGUAAUGAGUGUGGCAAGACGUUUGGUCGAAAUUCAGUCCUUGUAAUUCAUAAGGCAAUUCAUACUGGAGAGAAACCUUACAAGUGUAAUGAGUGUGGCAAGACCUUCUGUCAAAAUGCAGCCCUUGUAAUUCAUAAGGCAGUUCAUACUGGAGAGAAACCUUACAAGUGUAAUGAAUGUGGCAAGGCUUUUAAUCGAAAAGCAAACCUAGCACGUCAUCAUAGGCUUCAUACUGGAGAGAAACCUUACAAGUGUAAUAAAUGUGGCAAGGUUUUUAAUCAACAAGCACACCUUGCACGUCAUCAUAGAAUUCAUACUGGAGAGAAACCUUACAAGUGUAAUGAGUGUGAUAAGGUUUUUAAUCAAAAAGCAAAGCUUGCACGUCAUCAUAGAAUUCAUACUGGAGAGAAGCAUUAGAAAUGUGAAGCAUGUGAUGAAGUUUACAG
Molecule: messenger RNA, 2639 nt
Organism: Rhinopithecus roxellana (golden snub-nosed monkey)
Lineage: Eukaryota; Metazoa; Chordata; Mammalia; Primates; Cercopithecidae
Product: zinc finger protein 845-like
Exons: 4
Coding region: 127-2610 (827 amino acids)
Biological process (GO): regulation of DNA-templated transcription
Source: RefSeq, a predicted model, not a curated record